Molecule: messenger RNA, 1147 nt
Organism: Terrapene triunguis (Three-toed box turtle)
Lineage: Eukaryota; Metazoa; Chordata; Testudines; Emydidae
Product: PR domain zinc finger protein 10-like
Exons: 6
Coding region: 1-1143 (380 amino acids)
Biological process (GO): regulation of transcription by RNA polymerase II; cell fate commitment
Cellular component (GO): cytoplasm; nucleus
Molecular function (GO): RNA polymerase II cis-regulatory region sequence-specific DNA binding; DNA-binding transcription factor activity; histone deacetylase binding
Source: RefSeq, a predicted model, not a curated record
AUGCAGCAGGCGGCACAUUUCUUUUUUAGUCGUGACCGAAAGAGCCAGCAGGGUGAAGAAUCCUUAUAUGCACACACAGGUUGGGCAGGGUGUGAGGACUGCAGCAAAAGCCUUAUAGGAGAAUGCAAACUCCAUGGACCACUCAUCAGGGUUAAAGACAGGGUUAUUCCCAGUCGAGCCCACCUUACCCUACCUCACUACCUCACUUUGCGAGUGCUGGAGCUGCGAGCUGGGAACCAACAGAUCCUUGGAGUGUUUGCUAAGAAAGUUAUACAGAAGAGAACACAAUUUGGUCCUUAUGUUGGGAAACUAUCUACAAAACUUACCCACUAUGAUGACAACAGGCUAGUUCUACAGGUAUUGAAGGACGGCAGAAAGUACUUUCUGGAUGCUCCCAAUGAAGACUGUGGUAACUGGAUGAUGUUUGUCCGACGGGCCCGGAACCAGGAAGAACAGACCCUUGUAGCCUAUCAGUACGCUGGAGAAGUCUACUUCACAACUGUUAAGCCAAUUGAACCCCACACAGAAUUAAAAGUGUGGUAUGCUGCAGAUUACGCCAAGUUUAUGGAAGCUUCUGCAGUUGUCAUCAAAGAAGAAUCUGAUAUCUGUGCUUUAUCACCAGUUUUAACAACAAGAGAGUGUGCCGACGCCUGGAUAUGCUCCAAUUGUAGUAACGUUUUUGGGACUUUAGCUCUGCUGGAAUCUCACCAAUGCAUCAGUAAAGACAAAGCACUUCUCACCAGCUUCAGACCAGCAAAUAAAUUAGAACCUCUAAAAGCAAAGGGCAAAACCAAAGGCAAACUGAGUGAAACUGGCCUGGGCGCAAGCAUUGUCCAGUGCUAUGGGGCCAUUUCCUGUUCCCCUAGUGCAAAGUCUACCUGUGCCAGCUCAGGAAGUGUUUGCGGUUCCAUUGUGAGAUUUGUGCCUACAUGGAGAAAUGGUCAGUCUUCACUACUAAAGGAAAGAGAAGCGAAGCAGCCAGACAGUUAUCGCUGCCGCCUCUGCGGGAAGAUAUUUGUUUCUGUUGAAAAGCUCACAGCCCACACUUAUGCCCACACAGGAGAGCGUCCCUACAGGUGUUCCCAGCAGGGAUGCACGAAAGCUUUCAUUUCCAAAUACAAACUGAUAAGGUACAUCUCCUGAAGGG